Molecule: messenger RNA, 1923 nt
Organism: Exophiala xenobiotica
Lineage: Eukaryota; Fungi; Ascomycota; Eurotiomycetes; Chaetothyriales; Herpotrichiellaceae
Exons: 4
Coding region: 365-1384 (339 amino acids)
Biological process (GO): vesicle fusion; intracellular protein transport; exocytosis
Cellular component (GO): endomembrane system; SNARE complex; plasma membrane
Molecular function (GO): SNARE binding; SNAP receptor activity
Source: RefSeq, a predicted model, not a curated record
CUUCAACACCAUUUGCUUUGCCUGCGCCCAGACUUGCCUUUCCUAUUCCGCCGCGCUACCUGUCCUACCAAGCUGCUGCUGCGACUUCCUUUCCUUCUCCGAUGCCGACCUGAUCAGAUUGUCAUCACUCAGCUUGAACGUCCUCUUAUUCCCUCGAUUUGUCGCUGCCUUACAUUCUAUCCGGCCUCAUCGUUUCUCGCAUCUCUUGUCGUUGAAGCAUCGUCCUCCGAGCAUCGCGUAUCAUCCCCUACGCGCCAAAUAACCUCCCUUCACUUUUAUUCAGCAUCCCACCACCGUAUUUUACAUCGCUAAGCCGCGACUUUCAGCUGGAUCUUCCUCCUACCGUUCCCAUCCUCCGGUCAUUAUGAGCUACAAUCAAGGUUACGGCCAACAGGGCGGCCAAGGCUAUGGCAACUACAAUCCCUAUGGACAAUCGGGCAACCCAUAUUCUCAGGGGAGCUACAACGAUGGCCAGGGAUACAACGAUCAGCCAGGUUACAGUGACCGACCACAAGCGCCAGCGCAGCCACAGGGAGGGAACUACUACGCUGAUGAAGAGCAGCGAGCUGGCGGAUAUGAGAUGAGAAAUAUGAACGGAAAUGACCCCAACCGAAUCCUCAAUGAAUGCCGAGCUGUCGACCAAGCCAUUGACGAGAUCGAGGCAGACCUGCAGCGUCUGAAGGGUCUCCAGUCGCGUUACCUUGCUGACACAAACACCUCUGCUCAAUCGCCCCUGCGCAUCGAAGUCGACCGAACCGGCGAAAACAUCAUGACCAAGUACAGAGGUCUCGUCAGCCGUGUCAAGAAUAUCAAGCAACAACCAGAGUCUGGUAACCCACGUAAUGCGCCGCAAGUCGGAAAGGUUGAUCGAAGAUUGAAAACUGCCAUCAACCAGUACCAACAGGUCGAGCGGGAGUUCCGAAAGGCAUCGCAAGAGCAGAUGGCGAGACAAUACCGAAUCGUUCGCCCCGACGCCUCGGAUGCUGAAGUGCGUGAAGCUGUGGAGGAUCCAAACAAUCAACAAAUCUUCAGCUCUGCUUUGAUUCAGAGCGAUCGCCGUGGCGAGGCACAGACCGUCGCACGAAACGUUUCUCAGCGCCACGAAGAUAUCCAGAAGAUCGAACGGCAGAUGAUCGAGCUCGCCCAGCUCUUCCAAGAUCUCGAGGCUUUAGUCGUGCAACAAGAACCCGCUGUUACGCAGAUUGAGCAACGCGGAGAAGAAGUCACAGAGCACGUCGCAAAAGCAAACACCGAACUCGAUGGGGCCGUCAAGAAGGCGAGAGCUGCUAGAAGGAAGAAGUGGAUGUGCUUGGGCAUUGCCGUACUUAUCGUCAUUAUCAUCAUUGUCGUGGUUGUCGUUGUGGUGGAGGUUACGAAGAAAUAGGGGCGCCGCGAUAACUCGAACAACAGCCACACCACCACAAGCUCACAUGCCCAACUCCUUCCCUCCGGGUUAUGGCGACGAUCUUAUGUCUUACCUACGGAUUAUGAUGCUCAUCCUGUGGUCAAGGCAGAUUUUCUUCUACUGCGCAGUUUGCAUAUGAGAAGGCAGCCUUGUGGAAGGGGGGAAAUGCCCUCAAAUCAUCCGUUUGAGAUGUUUUCUCUGGGAGAGCCUUGAUGGCCUUCAGUGCUUGCUACCUGUGCGCAAUACCGAGGAGGGACCAGAGAAAGGCGGUCGAAAUGCAGAGCAGAGGAAAGUUUCGUAUGUUCAGAAAAGCCGGCGCAAAGCGUUACUGUUCUUUUUGUGUUUUCUAUUGUUGGACUUCAUUGGGAACGUUUGUACAGCACAACUUAGACAAAUUACUUAAUAAGGCCCAUGGCUUUGGAAGCCUAACAGUGCUCAGAGAGAGGGCGUGAAAGAGAAUAUCCCAGACCUCAAUUGUUCUCUGAUCUGAUGGACUCCGCACAUCUCAAGUACCAUUC